AUGCCCGUCAACGGUGGCUCGACCGUCGGCCUUCUGUCUUACGAGACGCUGGUCCACGCCGUGGCAGGUGCAAUGGGGAGUGCUACUGCCAUGACCGUCUUCUUUCCUCUGGACACGGCCAAAAGCAGACUGCAGGUCGAUGAGAAGCGAAAGUCUACCUCUACCCCUGUCAUUCUGGCUGAGAUUGCAAAGGAAGAAGGCUUCCUGUCUCUAUACAGAGGCUGGUUCCCUGUCAUCUCCAGCCUCUGCUGCUCCAACUUUGUCUACUUCUACACAUUCAAUGCACUUAAGAAGGCAGCGGCGGAGGGGGCAGGCAAACCCAGACCUGGAAAAGACCUGCUGAUGGGGAUUAUAGCAGGUGUAACAAACGUGAUCCUGACCACACCCAUGUGGGUGGUCAACACCCGCCUGAAGCUCCAGGGCGUGAAGUUCAGAAACGAAGACCUCCACCAGACCCAGUACAGAGGCAUUUUUGACGCUUUCUCACAGAUCAUUGCCAACGAGGGCGUUGGAACUCUGUGGAGCAGCACUCUGCCGUCUCUCAUCCUCGUCCUCAACCCAGCUGUGCAGUUCAUGUUCUAUGAAGCUAUGAAAAGGAAGGCAGGCAAGGGAGGGAAGAAGAUCUCCUCAGCUGAGAUCUUUCUCAUUGGAGCUGUUGCCAAGGCCAUCGCUACCACGGCAACAUACCCUCUCCAAAUAAUUCAGGCCAUCCUGAGGUUUGGCCAGUACAAAGGUGACGGUAAGGGUGGAGUGAUGGGCAGCCUUUCAAAUAUUUUCACCCUCUUCAUGGACAGAAUCAAGAAGCACGGUUUUCUGGGUUUGUACAAAGGCCUGGAGGCCAAGCUGCUGCAGACGGUGCUGACCGCCGCCCUCAUGUUUGUCGUUUAUGAGAAGAUCACCGCGGCCACCUUCAAAGUCAUGGGCAUGAAUCAGAAACUGAAGCACUGA
Molecule: messenger RNA, 948 nt
Organism: Menidia menidia (Atlantic silverside)
Lineage: Eukaryota; Metazoa; Chordata; Actinopteri; Atheriniformes; Atherinopsidae
Source: the annotation of a GenBank genome assembly